This is a messenger RNA of Setaria italica (foxtail millet), 756 nucleotides long. RefSeq names its product F-box/LRR-repeat protein At4g14103. The record is from RefSeq and is a predicted model, not a curated record. Lineage: Eukaryota; Viridiplantae; Streptophyta; Magnoliopsida; Poales; Poaceae. Gene Ontology annotation, molecular function: protein binding. The transcript is spliced from 3 exons. The coding region runs from base 1 to 756 and encodes 251 amino acids.
AUGCAGGCUGAGACAGGAUCCGAGGACAGGAUUAGCGCACUCCGGAACGAGAUCCUGCAGUACGUGAUUUCAUUCCUGCCGGCACAGGAGGCGGUGCAGACCUGCGUGCUUGCCAAGGGUUGGUGCCAUCUCUGGAAGUCCAUGCCAGUCCUUCGCAUCAUCGCUGAUGAGUGGCAAGACGAGCAGGGUGUCAAGAAGAUGAACAUGUUCAUGAAAAAUCUGUUGCUCAAGCGUAACGGUAGUGCACCAGUUGAUGUUCGUGAGGUCAGAAUAGGUGAGUAUGUCGAUGCUGAGGGUGAUCCACAGGUCGACCUACUGAUUCGGAAUGCUUUGUUGCGCCAAGCUCGGAUCAUCAGGGUCACAUUGACCUCAGAAUACAAUUGGGCUGAGCUAGGUGGCCUGCCUUUCAUCUCCCAGCACUUGACAUGGUUGGAGCUUACGCAUGUGGAGCUGCGAGGUGAUGUUCUUGAUUACUCCAGCUGCCCAGCAUUGAAGAAUCUGCAUUCUAUCCUUAUAAAGGGUUUGUCAAAGGCUGAGAGCUUGGAGUUAGAAGCUGAAUGUACAGCGGUACCUGACAAUUGGGAUGAAAUGGAAGGAAGCUAUGAUCCAUUAGCACAACCAAUUGCAUCCAAGAAACUGAAAGUAGUCAAAGUUCACUAUGAUGAGCUUGAUGGGCGGGUUCACAAUAUUGUUAGGAUCAUGAAAUCCCAUCUCGGUAUUGAGGAAGUGAACGGCGAGGAGUCCUUCCAAAUGUAA